GACCACACCCUGUGUCUCUGCACAGCACUCCAGCCACUGGAGACAGCGAGGUCACCCGGACCAGUCAGCUGCACAUGGGCCACAAAAACUGCAGCAGGGCUCCUGUUCCAGCUGCAAAGCACACAGCUACCUGCCCCACUCCCACAUUUGACGAUGCUUCCGUCUCUUUCCUGCGGACCCUCUCUGCAGCGGAGAAAGGCAGGAGGCUGAUCAAGGCAGCUAACGAUGGGACAGUGCAAGAGCUGCAGAUGCUGCUGGCAGCUGGGGCUGAUGUGGGUGCGACGGAUGGGAACAAGAAUACUGCGCUGCACUGGGCAGCCUGGCAGGGUCACGUGGAAGCGGCGAGCUGUCUGGUGGGGGCUGGCGCUGAGGUGGACGCAGGGAACUGGGUCCAGGACACGCCGCUCCACUGGGCUGCAUGGGGCGGCCGGCCGGCCGUGGUGCAGCUGCUGGCGGCGUCCUCUGCAGACCCCAAUGCCAGGAAUGUGGACGGGGACACGCCGCUGCACUUUGCGGCAGUGCACGGUCGCACGGAGGAGGCGACUGCACUACUCGAUGCAGGGGCUGACAGCGGGGCCAGGAAUCACAAGGGGAAAACCCCAGUGGACCGCGCCAGGCAGUUCAACCGCCAACACUGGAUAGACAGGAUAAGACGACACUAG
This is a messenger RNA of Schistocerca piceifrons (Central American locust), 662 nucleotides long. Its product is annotated as ankyrin repeat and SOCS box protein 8-like. The record is from RefSeq and is a predicted model, not a curated record. Lineage: Eukaryota; Metazoa; Arthropoda; Insecta; Orthoptera; Acrididae. The transcript is spliced from 2 exons. Gene Ontology annotation, cellular component: cytoplasm; nucleus. Gene Ontology annotation, molecular function: protein binding. Bases 75 to 662 code for a protein of 195 amino acids.